Messenger RNA from Photinus pyralis (common eastern firefly), 947 nucleotides. Its product is annotated as DNA repair protein XRCC3. Gene Ontology annotation, molecular function: ATP binding; ATP-dependent DNA damage sensor activity; four-way junction DNA binding. The coding region runs from base 50 to 922 and encodes 290 amino acids. Gene Ontology annotation, cellular component: Rad51C-XRCC3 complex; replication fork. The record is from RefSeq and is a predicted model, not a curated record. NCBI's taxonomy places the organism in Eukaryota, Metazoa, Arthropoda, Insecta, Coleoptera, Lampyridae. The transcript has 5 exons. Gene Ontology annotation, biological process: double-strand break repair via synthesis-dependent strand annealing; telomere maintenance via recombination; t-circle formation.
CUCCGCUGUAUGAGUAAUGGUUUGUUUACAAAUACGCCACUAACCUAAAAUGGAAACUUUACCGGAAAAUAUCUACAAAAAAAUACACGAUUCAAAACUGAAAUCAACAUCGAUUUUACUACACUCCGACAUUUACCUCGAACAAGCCUUGGAUUUGAGCCCCGAGGAAGUUACACGGCUUCGCCGUUCGAUGCUCCGCCGCGAAUUUAUCUCCGCCCGUGACAUACCGGCGUGGCCUCGUCUAACGACCGGUUGCCCGAGCAUCGAUUCGGUUACAUCGGGCGGAAUUCCGAUUAACGGCCUCACGGAAAUCGCGGGUCCUAGCGGGGUCGGCAAGACGCAGCUGUGCCUACAGCUCGCAAUAACGGUACAGCUACCAGCCGGUUUGGGGAAGGGUGCGAUUUAUAUUUGCACGGAGGACUUGUUUCCGUCGAAACGUCUCCACCAACUCGCCGCGUGUUUUUCCGAUCAUAAAGUUAUGGACAACGUGUUCGUGGAACAUAUAUCCGAUUAUGAGCAACUGAGAAGGUGUUGUCAAAUUCGGAUACCCAUGCUACUGUUGAAGCGUCCAAUCGGUCUCGUAGUGAUCGAUUCUAUUGCCGGUGUGUUUCGUAGUGAUAGUGCAACUGUUGAUUAUUCGCAGCGAAGCCGCGAGUUUAGCACAAUUGUGACCUCUUUGAAUAAAUUAUGUCUACAGUACGGGAUAGCGGUCGUUGUUACGAAUCAGGUUGGAGAUAACAGCAUGAAAGGAAGGAGUGAACCGUGUCUGGGGCUUGCGUGGAGUAAUCUUGUUACAUGUCGUUUUUGGAUUAGCAGAGAAUUGGAGGGUGUGCGUAAUUUUGAAGUUGUUUUUGCGCCGGAUUUGCCGAACAAGACCGCUCAAUUUGUUAUUAUAUCCAGUGGAGUUAAAGAUGCGGGUUGAUUGUUAAUUUUAAAGUUUAAUAAAG